Molecule: messenger RNA, 2987 nt
Organism: Folsomia candida
Lineage: Eukaryota; Metazoa; Arthropoda; Collembola; Entomobryomorpha; Isotomidae
Exons: 3
Coding region: 1196-2689 (497 amino acids)
Source: RefSeq, a predicted model, not a curated record
GUCUCGCUCGACGUGAGUCUCACUCUUGCAUCGACCCUGCUACCGAAGACACAUAUUGUGCGUACAUACACCGUCUCAAGUUGCCUCCUCUCGAAAAACGGUCUGAUUUAUAACGAGACAAUUCAAUCCAGUUAUUACACAUUCGGUUGUUGUCCAUUGUCCAUUUAUGGUUGUGCGUGGCGUGGCGUGCUCUUUCUUCUUACAGGAUUGACAAUCAAUCAAUCAAUUCGUAUAAGUAGACAUCGAUAUUCAAGUUGCACUACUGGGAACACAAUAAUAACAAUUGUGCAUUAUAUUAUAUCCCGUUGCAUAAUAUUAUUUCUCCGUUACGACAUGUAAAUCCGCCCCUGUGAGUAUUGUCUGAAUCGUAGUGCACGGAAAAGAAGGUAGUGACACUUUCCAAGUAAAUAUUGUCGCGUUAUUAUUAAUUCAGGAGACAAUUUGGAAAAUACAAUUUGGAAAAAGAAAUUAGACCUGGAUUUUGAAGGGAAUUAGUAAGACAAGGAUAUUGAUAUAUGUACAUUUGCAAAUUUCUGUAAGGAGGACGUGUAAUUGGGGUAAGAAAAUGGCUAAAUAAAACCCACGUGCGCGUAAAACCAGUAAUGAAAAACUUAUCGCGAGUGGUCAUUUCUAAUAAAGAAGAAAAAGAAGAGUAAUUUCGACAGUGCGUCAAUUUAGACCUUAAACUAAACCUGGUGGUCGGACGGAAUUAUAUAAUUACAUACGCGGAAGAAGAAGAAAACAAAUCAGUCGUGGUCUUUUUGUAGAGAAAAUAAUGUCAAUGUGACUACAAGGUUGAUACACAUAAAGCUGGUUCUACUUUAUUUAUUCCUGUCGGAACGCUUCAGCUAUUAAAUUCCUACUGUAAAAAAAUGUACAUUGUUGCUGAUAAGACAGGAACCGUUUAAGUGAUCGAUACCAAUUUCAAGCCAAGUAAAGAAAAAAAAAGUUUUCGUGAAUGGGUGGGUUUUUCUAGUUUGAAAGAAAACUUGGAAUUUGGAACGAAACUAGAAAAUAGUGCAGAUAAUUGGUAGUUUCGACGAGUGAAGGAAAAAGUGGAAGUUUGGUGGCGACACAAUUUUCACCCCUUUUUCGUUAUCACUCUUGUUGAUAGAGUCGACGAAAACAAGUAAUUCGUGUUUCUUAAGGAGUCUCAUAUUUCCCGAGGAAUUAAGCGAUCGAUCAGUUCGCAAAAAUGUCACGUCGCCACGGUCACUUUAGUGAAGAUCACCACCAUCAUCCCGACGCCCUGCCUCGCAUCCGACCGUACGGGGCACACCUCUCGACGUCCAGCAGCACCAGCAGCAGCGGUGGGUCGGGUAGUUACUACUCCUCCACGUCGACCAGUUCUGGUCACUCGAGCAGCAGCAUGGACAGCAUUCGACACCCGCACCUUCACAGCUACAGCUACAACAGCUACAACAAUUCCAGUGAAGUCGCCCCCCUAGCGCCACCCACACAACUUCCUAGAAUCGUGGUGCCAAACCCGAAACCAGCCCCACCGCCGCCACUUUUUCCGCGGACGGACGACCUCUCCAUCUUCACCUUCCUCAUGGCCAAGUUCGCCUCGCCGCAUUUGUCCCACUUGCCCGAGGAGACGACGACCUGCGUCCACAUGCCGCACUGUCACUGCCACUCGUCCCCCAAUAACAAGAGGUUCGUGGGUGGAGGGAUUUCCUCGUCCUCGUCCUCCUCCUCCUCCGACCUGGCCACGUCGUACGUCGGAGGGGACGAGGAGUGCUGCUCGUGCGACUGCCCGUUGGGGAAACACUGUCAAAACUCACUGUUUGGACAUAAUUCGUACAGUUUACUCAAAUGUACGAAUUUGGAGGGUUGUUUGAUCAGAUCGUUGGAAAGAGGAGUAUUAUUUCCCGUCAUCCACUGGUCCGCGUAUCCAGCCCCACCGCCGAACAACCUCCACCCAUCCUACCUCAAUGGCAACAAUCCUUUCGGAACUGGCAGCCCCACCGCGUUUAACCAAGGUGUCUACCGUGAGUUGAAGAGAUGCACCCCACCCGACGCUUGGAUCCAUCACAAUCAAGACGUCAAGGAACCAAAUUACGAUUCUGUGUCGACAUCGCCCACUUCGUCGUCGUCAUUGUCGUCCUCCUCCUCAAAUUCGUCGCCCUGUUCUCCACCGCUACCACCACCACGUCCCCUCAAGGCCCGUCCUACAUGGCUCAUCUUGGGGUACAAGAGUCUCGAGAAGACGCUGGACCCCAUGCUCCUCGCCACCUGGAAAGACUGGACCGGAACGAGACACAUUUACCUCAACCUUCGUCACGACUUUGACAUCCAGCGGAUCUCCUUCUUCCACAAAGUCUCGCCCCGUGACAACCUCGACCUUUUCAUGUACGUCGUCACAAUGGAGAUCGGCAACGUGACGGAGGACAACGUCAUGUGGUUGUUGGAUUUCGUCCAGCGCACACGCGUCGAGCGGAUGAAGGGCUAUCUCACCGUGUACACGGAGGUUGUUGAGGAACGGGACACGUUUCCCAUGCUGGGCGACGACUACUUCAAGUACCUGAACGUCCCCGGGGACAGGACGAGAAAGCCGGCACCACUUCCGGUCUAUAAUCGUCACAGGGAGGGUAAAGAUGGGCAAGAAUGCGACCACGAGUAUGACCACCCGUCCAAAAAGUUUAUUGAAAAGUUACUCCAAGAGUUGCCCCUGGUGGAGUAUUACUGAAAAUUUUGAUGAAAUGUGGACAUGAAAUUUACUGGCAGAAUUUGCUGCAUAAUUCGUGCCCACAAUAUUCAUGGGUGCUGCGACGAGUGAAAUGAAAUUAUUAUGGUUGCCAAUAUUUUUUUGCGUGAGGAAUAAAUCUGUGAAUCUUAAAAUCAUGGUCACCUCUUUUUAUUCACACAAGUUAAAUGUUUAAGUAUAAUGUAAUAAUUCAGAUAAAUGAAUGUAUACGAAUUAUAUAUUGUCUUCUUCUUCUUGGGAAGAGCUGUCGUUUAAAUAAAUAAAUAAAUCUGUUCAUAAA